GCUGUCGCUGUCGGUCAGUCGAUUCGAGGUGUUAGUGAUGUGAAGCAGAUAGUUUUGUAGCUUUAGUUUGUACGUAAUUUAAGUAAUUUUUGGUUUUUCCUUUAGUUUAGUUGCUUUAAAGUGCCUAAUUUGCGUAUAAUUUGAAAGUUUAAGUCAUUUCCCACGAAGGUUCUUUAUAUUACACUAAAAUGUCUGAACGCGGAAGGAAAAAGGAAGAAAAGUUUCGAUUAAAUGUUACGGACAACAGCAGCCAGGAGGUGGACCUGGUUCCCGUAAACGAGGACACACAGGAUGUAGAGGGUCUAAACGUUGAUUCUCUUGCGGAGGAACAUGCCGAACCCAGUGUAGUAGCCACCAAGGAUGGUAGAAUGAUAAUCGAAAUGAAGCCCGGCAAGACCUGCCAGAUUUGCGGGAUCACCUUCGUAUCUGCAAAGGUCUUCAAGAAGCAUAAAGAUGAAUGUCUGGAAAAAAUCAGUCAGUUUGCAGACGUGCUGGAAAAAGAAAAAAAUGCUGCUAUGUUGGCACAGCCGGGUGAAGAAUUUUACAAAUACUGCAAUCCGAAUCCGGAAAAUCCUUGCUACUGCUGUGGUGAAGAUAUAUCAACCGCCCACGUCGGUCACUUGAAGUGCAAACUUUGCCCGAAAUCAUUCAAGGCGUACGACUAUCUGGAGAGACAUUUGCAAUCCGUUCACUCCGAAUCGGACGACUACAGUUGUAGACAUUGUAAUGCGAAAUGCCCCUCGGAGAAGGUCCUCACUGAACACUUAUCAACACACACCGAGGGCAAACCGUUCUCCUGUAUCAAGUGUGGUAAAGAUUUUACCCGGAAGUACCAUCUUGAGCGGCACCUGAAUCACUCUAAGUGCGGGGAAAUUCCGAAACUACAGUUGCCGUGUGAGGUAUGCGGAAAAAUUUUCACACGGUUAGACAAUCUGCGCGAGCAUCUUCGCUACCACAUGGGGGAAGCCAAACGGAAACGUGAUUAUCAGUGUCCGCACUGUGAGAAAGGGUUCUACGGCUCUUCGUUACUCAACAUUCACAUCCGUACACACACCGGGGAGAAGCCGUUCCCGUGCGAUUUAUGCACGAAAUCUUUUCCAUCCACGGGGGCGUUACGGAAACACCGCCGUUCACACACCGGGGAGCGACCCUACCGUUGCGAUGAGUGUUCUGCCACCUUUGCAGCUAAGGAAACACUGAACAGACACCGGAGAACCCACACAGGCGAUAAACCCCAUAAGUGCACGCUCUGCGACAAAAAGUUUAUCCAGGCAACGCAGCUUCGCUCACACAUGUUCAAACACACCGGUGAGAAUGGGUACAAGUGCCAGGAGUGUGCGGCCACAUUCAACCGGAAGUCUCGUUUGCAAGAACACGUCCGUUUCGUACACAUGCAGGAACCCAUGCUAUCAUGCGAAAUUUGCUCAAAGACCUUUACUCGCAAUGAGGAUCUCGGUCGUCAUCUUGAAUCGCACAGCGAUGUGAAAGAUGUCCCCUGCGAUCAAUGCGGUAAAUUGUUCGGGUCCCAACACGCGAUGAAGGUGCAUACACGAACUCAUCUCAUCGAGGAGCACAGCUUUUGCCCGAUAUGUGAUAAGAAAUUCAAACGAAGAGAUUGUUUGAUAAGACAUGUCAGGUCCAGCCAUCGCGAGUGUCCGGAUGCACUGUCGCUGAUUCCACCUAAGAAGGAACCGAUACAGCAGCAAGUUCUACUGGAAAUAGAAGAAGUUCACGGAACCAUCGAACAAGCCAUGGAAAGCGAACAAAUGGAACUCAUGCAUGGAGCUGAAGAUGAGCAAAUGCUGGAAAUCGAUGGCAUGCAUGGAGCUGAAGAUGAGCAAAUGCUGGAAAUCGAUGGCGAAGUGUAUCAAAUAACUCCGCUCGAAGACAUUCGUCUGGUGAAGAUCAACACUAGACGGAAGGACAGCAUAAACGAACCUCUACAGACCAACGAAAUGUUCGUGGAUGAGAUUGAGAUUGCUACACCAAAAUUGGAGCCCGUUCCGGUAGAAAUUAGAAAAGCGGUCAAGAUAAAACGCAGCCUGUCGGUCAAACCGACGGAAUUGAGUCUAGUACAGGAAGAAUUCAUAACUGCAGGGCCGGCAAUAAAAAAGAAUGAACCAGAGAAUGUGACCCCUGUUAAAGAAGCACCAAACAAAAAGAAGUUGCGCAGCUUGUCGGUCAAACCGCCGGAUAUGAGCCUAGUUCAGGAAGAAUUCAUAACUGAAAAACCUGUAAUUAAAAAGAAAGAACCAGCUAGUGUGACCCCUGUUAAAAAGGUCCCAAAUAAAAAGAAGAUGUCGGCCAAACCGCCGAAUAUGAGUCCAGUGCAGCAAAAAAUCAUAACUGCAGGACCUGUAAUAGAAAAGAAAGAACCAGCGACCCCUGUUAAAGAGACACCAAAUAAAAAGAAGAUGCGUAAAGCUAAAGCUAAGGAACCCGUUAGCCGUCCGAUGAUAAUACCAGCUACUAAGAUAAAAAUCGAACAGGACGAUAGCAUGCCAAUCUUCAUGAGCGAUGCGAUGCUGAGAGAGAAAAUUUCUGAACUGCUGUGCAUGCUGAUCGACGAGGAGAUGCUCGUGGAGUUUGGAUGGCCGAAAACACCCGUGGAUCGGGUCCUGGGUGAGGUGAUACAGCGCUGCGGGCAUAAACCGGUUGCCGGUGUGGAGUACGGUGACAUCACCACGCGCAUGCGGGAGAACACCAAGAUUCUGUUCUCGCUCACGAUGGAAGACGACAACAUCCGGACGCUGCUCAACAACCACACCAUUGACGAGGUUAUUAUGAGCGUGCUGAAAAGUAAGUGAAUGUCGUAGUCCGAAGCUACGGGGAGUAAGUUAAGUGCAAUUACAGUGAUAGGGCGGUGGAUUCAAUUAGAGGCCUUUUAUUCAACGUUAUACCUGUUUUACAUCACUCUUUUAUAAUCGGCAGUGACCGAUGAUUGUUUAAAUAUUUAGGUUUCUAAUUUCUCUAUUCUGCAAGAAAUGUACUUUUUAUAAAAAAAAAUGAAAUUGUUUAUAACAAUUGUAUUUCAUAAGCAAAUUAAUUAAAAAUAUAGAAUUACACUUUUCCCUUUAUAUAAUAAUUUCAACAUCAUUAUAUUCAUCAUCUUAAAUAAACACUAAAAAAAUUCAAA
Messenger RNA from Armigeres subalbatus, 3136 nucleotides. RefSeq names its product protein suppressor of hairy wing-like. The record is from RefSeq and is a predicted model, not a curated record. Bases 189 to 2807 code for a protein of 872 amino acids. The transcript has 8 exons. Lineage: Eukaryota; Metazoa; Arthropoda; Insecta; Diptera; Culicidae.